AAGUUAUAGACGAUAAAUUCAAAUCUCCAGAAAUUAUCGAGGAAUCUGUAAAAAAUGAGCUCGAGAUAUCUCCCGUUUUACCUGUAAGCAACGAAUCCAAGUCCAACAAUAAGACACCUCCCCAGCAGAUAUCAUACCCACCGGGAUAUCAAACCAGGGAGCAACGGGAAAAGUGCUUCAGAGAAACUGCGAUUAAAUACGGCGAGGACCCAGAUAA
Messenger RNA from Diversispora eburnea, 217 nucleotides. NCBI's taxonomy places the organism in Eukaryota, Fungi, Glomeromycota, Glomeromycetes, Diversisporales, Diversisporaceae. The record is from the annotation of a GenBank genome assembly.